AAACCGAACCUCCGUGGACCCAGCUGGACGGUUCCCUGAAGGAGGCUGCUCGGAGGUUCGGAGGUCCGAACCCCCCCCCACCCCACCCCCCGCUCCGCUGCUGCUGGACCCGUCUCCUCGAUCUGAACCUGGUGAACCAUUAGCUGAAAACAACAUGGCUGACAGGAAUCUGAGCAGCUUUAGAUGGCGCUGGAUGGUGGUGCAAGUUAUUUUCUGCAGUCUAACAAUGUUUCCGGUGAAGGCCAGCAUGGUGGUUAACGAUAGCCAGCAGACUCAAACAUCCAAUGUCUACCACGAAGCGGGAGUCACCAGAAACAAGAUCGUCACAGCUCAGUUUGAGUGCUAUCAGAAGAUAAUGCAAGACAAUACGCAGAGCAGACAAGAGGCCAUGUGUAAUCGCACCUGGGACGGCUGGUUGUGCUGGGACGACACCAAAGCAGGAGUCAUCUCGGAGCAGCAUUGCCCGGACUACUUCCAGGAUUUCGACCCUUCAGAAAUGGUCACAAAGAUUUGCACCAUCAGUGGUCAGUGGUUUCUGCAUCCUGAGAGCAACCGGACAUGGACCAACUACACCCUCUGCAACGCGCACACCAACGAAGGCAGAGUGACGGCCAUGAAUCUUUUCUACUUAGCUCUUAUCGGACAUGGACUGUCCCUCAUCUCACUCUUCAUCUCCCUCAGUAUAUUCUUCCACUUCAAAAGUUUGAGUUGCCAGAGGAUCACCCUACACAAAAACCUCUUCUUCUCAUUUGUCCUGAACUCAGUGAUCACCAUCAUCUGGCUGACUGCAGUGGCAAACAACCAGGAGCUGGUGCAGAGGAAUCCAACGAGCUGUAAAGUGUCCCAGUUUAUCCACCUGUACCUGUUUGGCUGUAACUACUUCUGGAUGCUGUGUGAGGGAAUCUACCUGCACACGCUCAUCGUGGUGGCUGUGUUUUCUGAGAAGCAGCACUUGAUGUGGUAUUAUCUCCUGGGCUGGGGUUUUCCUCUUAUUCCUGCGUCCAUACACGCCAUUGCUCGGAGUUACUACUACAAUGACAACUGCUGGAUUAGCUCCAAAACGUCUCUGCUGUACAUCAUCCAUGGUCCCAUAUGUGCUGCUCUGUUGGUGAACCUGUUCUUUCUGCUGAACAUCGUGCGAGUCCUCAUCACCAAGCUCAAGGUGACCCAUCAAGCCGAGUCGAGUCUUUACAUGAAGGCCGUGCGAGCCACUCUCAUCCUGGUGCCGCUGUUGGGAAUCCAGUACGUCCUGCUUCCCUACAAGCCUGAAGGACGAGUCUCUUCUGAAAUCUACGACUACAUCAUGCAUAUACUGAUGCAUUACCAAGGUCUGCUGGUGGCGACCAUCUUCUGCUUUUUUAAUGGAGAAGUCCAGGCGGUUUUGAGGCGGCACUGGAACCAGUAUAACCUCCAGUUCGGCAACAGCAUAGGGAACCAUUCGGACGCCAUGCGCUCGGCCUCCUACACGGCGUCCUCCUUCACCGAGGUGCAGGGCUGCUACACCAUCGACGGCCACUCGGAACACAUGAACGGAAAGAGCUGCCACGACGUGGACGCCUCCAUCUUGAAGUCAGACAGCCCCUUCGCCUGACGUCGUCGCUCUUUCCUCACACAGCCCAUCCUUCCACCAUCCAAAGACCUGCAGUAUGGACGCCGGGGGGAAUCUCCCCAACCCUAAAGGACACGCUCCCUUCAGGACCACGAGGACAGCUCGGUGCAGCUUUUCCUGCUCAGUCAGGGUUUGACUGCAGUUUGCAACAUGUGGACUGUGACCCAGUCGGAUCAACCCAAACCUUUCUGCCUAACAGACGUUUUUCAAUAAAUGGACAAGAACUCCUCGUUUCUCCUUUUGGCCUCACGUUUUGCACAAAAGGCCUUUUGGUUACACUGUAAAACUUUUUGACACGGUUGUUGCCUAAAACCAAGAAAGGCUCCAUCCUUACUUUCUAUUCUCAACAACGGAUUCAUAAAACGUCUAACAUGUAGAUCGUAAUAUAUUAAAGCUACAGUAUAUACCAUGUAAUUUAUCUCAACAGUAUUUAUUAAGGAUGAUACAGUUUGUAAACUUUGACAUAUGGAGGUGACUUCAUUACAGCUAAACGUGGACUUCGAUAACUUUAUUUGUUUCUAUGUGUGUU
Molecule: messenger RNA, 2138 nt
Organism: Nematolebias whitei (Rio pearlfish)
Lineage: Eukaryota; Metazoa; Chordata; Actinopteri; Cyprinodontiformes; Rivulidae
Gene: calcrla
Product: calcitonin receptor-like a
Exons: 13
Coding region: 155-1591 (478 amino acids)
Biological process (GO): cell surface receptor signaling pathway; adenylate cyclase-activating G protein-coupled receptor signaling pathway; angiogenesis
Cellular component (GO): plasma membrane
Molecular function (GO): adrenomedullin receptor activity; calcitonin receptor activity; calcitonin gene-related peptide receptor activity
Source: RefSeq, a predicted model, not a curated record